UUGAAAGCAAGAAGAUUUUCUUAAGACAAAACGUGAGGCUCGGGAAAAAAAAAAACAUAAUCAAGACAAUGCUUGACUGGAUACAUGGAAACUCUCGGUUACCAAUUGCCCUAUCUAUUGUGGAGCUUUUGGUAGAUAUGGAUUGCCAAGGAUGUGAAAGGAAGGUUCGAAGAGCCAUUUCCAAACUCGAUGGAGUGGACACGGUAGAGAUAGACGUGGAUCGACAAAAAGUGACGGUCACGGGAUACGUCGAUCGGGAAGAUGUUCUAAAUAUGGUGAAACGAACAGGACGAACAGCUGAGUUCUGGCCUUUUCCUUACAAUGGAUAUUACGGUGAUUAUUAUACAUAUCCUUCUCAGCAUUUAGAACAAUCGGAUCAGAAGAUAUAUCAUCAUCAGGCAGAGAAUACUUUUUCAUAUAGUGGAAAGUAUGAUUUCUAUAACGAACAUCAAAAUAUAGACAACUCUUCUUCUAUCAACGGUUAUUAUCCUCGUCCCUCCCAGAAAGCUCAACCUACUAUUGAUGAAAAUGCUCUUCAUCUUUUUAGCGAUGACAAUGUACAUGCUUGUAGUGUCAUGUGAUUUUGUAUUAUUUCUGACGUGGGAUUUGUAUCAUUCUUUCAUUCAUCUAUUCAAUUUAUUCAUUUUGUUAAUGUCACAAAAUCAUUAUACUUUUUCUCUUAAAUGUAAGCUUGUUUGAUAAAUUUCAUCUUAA
Molecule: messenger RNA, 714 nt
Organism: Camelina sativa (false flax)
Lineage: Eukaryota; Viridiplantae; Streptophyta; Magnoliopsida; Brassicales; Brassicaceae
Product: heavy metal-associated isoprenylated plant protein 45-like
Molecular function (GO): metal ion binding
Source: RefSeq, a predicted model, not a curated record